UAUAAACCUCUCCUCUAUCGAUUUUAAUGUCGUAGCGUCGCCGCGGCAGGAGCCAUGAACGCGUCAAAAAUAUUUAUUACGCCGGGAAUGCAUGGCAAUGCGCGCGUGCUGAAUUGGACGCUCGCGUUUUACAACGAAUCCACGAUUUUCCUUGGAAUUCACGAAUAUAGAUUGAUCUGAAACAGCUGACGGUGACUAAGGCGUGCGUGAAAGGAUUGUACGAUACUUUGUUGUUAUCACUCGUCAUUGAGACUCGAUGUUGCGCAUCACAUAAACCAUUGCCUCUACGGUGGUGUUCCUUCGUUGUGAGUAAGAGAGUAAGAAGAGAUUUGCACGAAUUCGUGCGAACGACGCAACGGAGAAAACAGUUGGAACUGUGACUCUUUAAAGCAUAAAUGGCACUACUAUUCACCAGCAUAUGGGACUCGACGAUGUUGCUAAACACCUUAACCCCAAAGUUCUACGUCGCUCUCACCGGCACCUCGUCCCUCAUUUCUGGCCUGAUUCUCAUCUUCGAAUGGUGGUACUUUAGGAAAUACGGUACUUCGUUUAUCGAGCAGGUAUCCUUGACCCAUAUCUCACCGUGGAUCGGCGGCGGUGACAACUCUAACGACAACGUCUCCAGCUUAAAUGGCUCUUCGAAUCAGCAGAACAUACCAGAGUGCAAAGUAUGGCGCAAUCCAAUCAAUCUGUUCAGAGGUGCUGAGUAUCAAAGAUUUUACUGGGCCACUAACAAGGAACCCUUGACAUAUUAUGACAUGAAUCUGUCAGCUCAGGAUCAUCAGACAUUCUUUACCUGUGAAGGUGACACAGGCAAAGUAGAAUAUGAAAUUAUGCAGACAGCUUGGAGAGAACGUAAUCCAGUAGUCAGGAUAAAAGCUGCACACAGUGCUCUUGAUCGUAAUCCUGACUGUGCACCGGCCUAUAUCCUUCUCGCGGAGGAGGAAGCCAUUACUAUCGUAGAAGCUGAAAAGAUUCUGAAACAAGCACUGAAAGUCGCUGAGAACAAUUACAGAAAGUCACAAAAUACUCAGCACCAAGGUUCUGUAGCUGAGGCGAUACACAGACGAGACACAAACGUGUUGAUUUAUAUCAAGAGACGAUUGGCAAUGUGCGCGCGGAAGCUUGGAAAACUGAAGGAGGCGGUGAAGAUGUUUCGCGACCUCACAAAAGAGAUACCUCCAAUCAUGAAUGUAUUGAACAUCCACGAGAACCUGAUAGAGACCCUGCUGGAAAUGCAGGCGUAUGCGGACGUACAAGCGGUGCUGGCCAAAUACGACGACAUCAGUUUACCGAAAUCAGCGACUAUCUGCUACACAGCGGCGUUGCUGAAGGCGAGACUGGUGGCGGACAAAUUUUCGCCCGACGUUGCCAGCAAACGAGGUCUGACUACUGCCGAGAUGUCAGCGGUGGAUGCGAUCCAUCGGGCGGUGGAGUUCAAUCCACAUGUACCCAAGUAUCUUCUGGAAAUGAAGCCGCUCAUCUUGCCGCCUGAGCAUGUACUGAAGCGCGGCGAUUCCGAAGCGAUUGCAUACGCGUUCUUUCAUCUGGCGCAUUGGAAACAGAUAGAGGGAGCUCUAAAUCUGCUCCAUUGUACAUGGGAAGGCACCUUCAGGAUGCUGCCUUAUCCGUUGGAACGUGGCCACCUGUUCUACCCGUAUCCAACGUGCACGGAAUGCGCUGACCGAGAACUACUGCCUUCGUUCCACGACGUCAGUGUGUAUCCGAAGAAAGAGCUUCCUUUCUUCAUUCUCUUUACCGCCGGCCUGUGCUCCUUCACGGCGCUGUUGGCCCUGCUCACUCAUCAGUAUCCAGACACAAUGGGCGUAGUCGCUCGCUCGAUGCUCGCCUGGUUCUCCCAUCCAUUCUACUACGUUCUGGACAAACUGGAAGCCAUUUUGCCCUCCAACUUACUGCAACAGCUCUCUAGAAUAUAAGACUGUUUUUGUGAUCUCCUUAACUUAUUAAUAGAAUUAAGUUGUACGUACUUUUGUAGAAUGGACAUGUUAUGUGCAAAGAUAUAUAAAGGAGCAUGCAGGAGCAUGCAGGAAUAUGUAGAAGCAUGCAGGAGCGUGCAGGAGUAUGUAGAAGCAUGCAGGAGCAUGCAAGAGCAUAAUAUAAGCGGGGCUUCAAAUAUCAUAAUAUAAGCAUCUUAAUCGACGGGAUGUUCAACAUUGCUUGCGCAUCCCCGAUUAAAAGUAUAUUCCGCCGAAUAAUACGAUGAUAAUCGAACAUUUCGCUGAUUCAACCGCUCAUAUAUUACGCAUCUGCCUUUUACGUCAUUUUCUGUACCACAGCUUCGUGUACGUAACAAUGCACAACAAUUUCGCUAUCAAACCUACUGUUAUACUCGGGAUAUGCUUAUUGCUUUCCCCUCUCUUUCUUCCCUGAUUCCUUUAGUGUACCUUAUAUAUAAAUAUAAGUAAAUGUGUGUAAGAGCUCCAUUUUGCAAAUCUCUUGUGACUAAUGCAAUAUCUUGUAGUAACGAUUGUUUACUUAGUAUUUUAACUCCACUGAUUAAACCUUGACUGAUGUAUCCAGAAAUAAUAAAAAGAGUUGAGAGAAAA
Molecule: messenger RNA, 2567 nt
Organism: Odontomachus brunneus
Lineage: Eukaryota; Metazoa; Arthropoda; Insecta; Hymenoptera; Formicidae
Product: protein ST7 homolog
Exons: 2
Coding region: 396-1937 (513 amino acids)
Molecular function (GO): protein binding
Source: RefSeq, a predicted model, not a curated record